AUGUCCUCGCUGAUGACAUCCACUUCCACUGACCCUGCGGGGAUUCCAGUGUCCACAAGCGAAUUGUGCUCUUCCUCAAUCUUCAGCACGAACCCUCGAUUCUCAAGCGGCGAUGUCCAAGAGCGCAUGGCUCGAAAGCGUAAAACGACCGCAAAUACUUGGGCUCACGCCCGUGAGCCCCUCAAUUCGGAGCCAUCUCGUUGCGGUCGCAAAAAUGAGAAGAUUUACUACUGCAUGCAUUGUGUAAGUCCGACUUACUCCACGACCGUUUCAACGACCUUUCGGAAUCAUCUGCUCAAGAUACACGGCAUUGAGCUGGAAGCCCAUGAACAUCCGAUUAAAAAACGGCGUGACCGUCUGAUUCAGGAUGCUUUCGCCAAGGCCGGCGAUAUGCAUGCUGCAAAGCAACUGGCAAAACGAGAAGAAACUCUGAGACAUGCCAUCAAUCACAAAGCAGCGUUGGAGGCACUUAUUCAGCUCGUGACUGUCCGUAAUCUCUCUUACAACUGCAGUUCUUGGCCAGAGCUUCAUGCGCUCAUUUCUGCAGUCAAUCCUGCGGCAGAUGACCUCAUCAGCCUUUCUCACGGCUCCAUACAGAAGCUUGUCUCCAAUUCCUUUCGUGUACACAAAGACAUGUUGCGAAGAAAAUUGCAGUCUACCAUGCAGUACCCACCUGCCGGUCAUACCCACCUACCGUAA
Messenger RNA from Fusarium poae, 699 nucleotides. RefSeq lists its product as uncharacterized. The coding region runs from base 1 to 699 and encodes 232 amino acids. The transcript has 2 exons. The record is from RefSeq and is a predicted model, not a curated record. NCBI's taxonomy places the organism in Eukaryota, Fungi, Ascomycota, Sordariomycetes, Hypocreales, Nectriaceae.